Messenger RNA from Saccostrea cuccullata (small rock oyster), 1131 nucleotides. RefSeq lists its product as uncharacterized. NCBI's taxonomy places the organism in Eukaryota, Metazoa, Mollusca, Bivalvia, Ostreida, Ostreidae. The transcript has 3 exons. The record is from RefSeq and is a predicted model, not a curated record. The coding region runs from base 145 to 933 and encodes 262 amino acids.
GAGAUUCAAUUGUCUGUCAAUGUGGACCCUCUCUGUAAGCCUCAUUAAAUCUGUCAUGACAGUUUGUAGUAAGGACAACGAUUAUAUAUAAGUUAACUUAAUGAAGAGACUCGACAGGCAAUCACAGGCGGCCCCGGAGAAAACAUGUUUGUCGUCAAUACAAUUCUAGUUUUUUAUGGAUGUGUAACUUUAAUUUGUUGCGUAAAGGCUGUGACAAUGCAAUAUGAAAUGCGGAUGUGCAUGAUAGCAAAACAAUCAUUGACUGACAGACCUGUGGGCCCGGAGGGAAUAUUUGGGGACUGUAAAUGUUUUCGACAGGAGAUGGGCUGUCCAAAAUUUUGGUUUCGUCAACCCCGUAAUGUCUGUCCCGGGGAAACACGAGUCAUAGAGGUUCCAGAAACAUACACAGAUUACGAAAUUUUCAGAGAGGAAAGGAUAAUUUGGAAUGAGAUCCACAAGAAGGCUGUAGUGGACAUUCCCGUACAGAAAUACGAGGAGGUCAUGCUACGACCGCCUGUCACAUUUGCGGAAACAACGUACGACAAACCGAAUGUGUUCCCAGAACCAGAACCAUUAAUUGGGAAUCCACCGGAUGUAGAUUUACCGCCAUUGGUUGGAGUACCUAUUCCACAGGAGGUUAUCCCAGAACCAGUUGUGAAGAAAGUAACAAAAGUUGUCAAAAAGCCCCCCGUAAUGGGAGUAGUCAAGAAAACAAUGAUUAAGAAGGCGCCAGUUUACAAAACGGAAAGGAUACCUGUUAAAACGUUUAUCACGAAAAAGAGACCAAUUCAACGAGUCCGAAUUCAUUACAAGAAAGUACUUGUUGAACAUAUUAAUUGUUGUCCUAAUUUGAAAUUUUGGUUCAUUGAUUUACCAGUGGUUGUGGAGAAUAACGAGGUGUACGACAGCAGUAGAGGUGUAACGAGAAAUUAGUGCUAAAGGAAACAAUGCUGUAUUCGUGGUGAAAGUAAAAUAACAUGACAAAAAACUUCUUGGCAGUGUUUUAGUAUCUUUUAUAAAACGAUAAAAAAGCAGUAUCAUUACAGCGUUAGUACAAAUGCCUUACCUAUUCGCUGUAUUUAAUACUAAAAUAAGAAGUGAGGAAAAAGAAGAAUUUUUAAAUUGUUCAAA